AUGGAUGAAGAAACUUUUUCAGAAAAAUCUAAGACAGUAAUACAGACACCAAGACCGUCGUCGCCUAGAAAAUUCUUUGCUAGAAUAUACGGCCAUCUAGAACAACAGACAAAUACUAAAGAUAAUGCUCCAGGAUCUGAAAGUGAUUCAUCUUCUGAUGUAGAGAUCGGUGAUAAUGAAGGAAGGGAGAGUGUCCAACCUUCAUCUUUGUGGCAGCCACCACCACUACCCCUACCACUGUGCCCCCGACCAAUCUUGUUGCCACAUCAACAGUUAGCAUUUGGAGCUGGUUUAGCUGCUUUUUUGGCCCGGAGAAGACGUAAAGAGAGUCGGCCGCGAAGACAACGAACGACUUUCUCAGCACAUCAAACGUUACGACUGGAACUGGAAUAUGCGAGAGGCGAAUACGUUGCUCGGGCGAGAAGAUGUGAACUUGCUUCAGCAUUAUCUUUAAGCGAAACUCAAGUGAAAAUCUGGUUUCAAAACAGAAGGGCCAAAGAUAAAAGAAUUGAAAAAGCUCACUUAGACCAACAAUACAGACAUCUAGCAGCUGCCUCGGGAUUCUUCCCUCCAAUAUUCAACACACCGUUUGGAGCUCCGCCAUGUCCCUGUCUGCCGGUACAUCCCACAUCCAAUAUAGACAAA
Messenger RNA from Brenthis ino (lesser marbled fritillary), 645 nucleotides. The record is from the annotation of a GenBank genome assembly. NCBI's taxonomy places the organism in Eukaryota, Metazoa, Arthropoda, Insecta, Lepidoptera, Nymphalidae.